Molecule: messenger RNA, 1750 nt
Organism: Neodiprion virginianus
Lineage: Eukaryota; Metazoa; Arthropoda; Insecta; Hymenoptera; Diprionidae
Product: pre-mRNA-splicing factor ISY1 homolog
Exons: 4
Coding region: 897-1616 (239 amino acids)
Biological process (GO): generation of catalytic spliceosome for second transesterification step; mRNA 3'-splice site recognition
Cellular component (GO): post-mRNA release spliceosomal complex; Prp19 complex; catalytic step 2 spliceosome
Source: RefSeq, a predicted model, not a curated record
CGUGCGAACCAACCUCGGCGGUCCAGGAUCCGCGUGUUCCUUUUCACGUCCAGCAUUCCUAUAUUCAGUUUGUGUGUAUACCACGGAGUAUUCUACUCCGUGGUUUAUACCCACGGUCUUAUAUACAGGUCUGGAAACCUAUGCUGGAAACUCGUUCAAAAAAUGGUGGAGGUGUCCUCUUAUUGAAGCACCGGCCGUUUCGCCUAGUGACGACGAGUGUCGCUGCUAUCGAGGGAUUCAGGCUGUGUGAGAGAUACGGAAAAAGGUUUCAAAACCACGGACAGUCACCAAACUGUUUCCAUCUCUCUCGCACAGCCUCAAUCCCUCUAUCGCAGCGACAGUCGUGGUCACUAGGCGAAACGGCCGGUGCUUCAAUAAGAGGACAUACCCCCACCACCAGAGUUUCCAGACCCUGUAUGUAAGACCGUGUUUAUACCCGUCAACCGAAUAUCACUGGCCGUCGACCACCGUCGUCGUCGCCGUUAACUUUAGUUUUGGAUCUUGUUCGACUUUCGUCGAUCUGAUUUGUUGUUCCGAGUCGUUUCGGAGUUAGUUUUUUAGUGCAUCGUGCAUCGGUCCGAUCUGCAUUAAUGUUUCACACAACACGGAACGUAACAAAUACCCCACAAGAAACCUUAACCGGGCCUGUAGCGGGAUUCCGUAACUCUCUAGUGACGAUUAUCGCUAUCGUUAACGCCUCCUAUCGACAAUUGUCGCUAGUGGUGAUUCUGACCUAACCUGUCCAGCGAUCCACUAUCGCGUUGUUGAUAACGUCGCUUUGGCAAAUAUGCUACGUACGGAUCGCAUCGUGUUAUGAUAUGGGCCGAUGUGCUGAACGACGUCGAUUUCAUUGAAUAAGUAGAUCGUCUGAAUCCCUCCGCUUGCUCUCCAUCGAUAUGGCACGAAAUGCGGAGAAGGCUAUGACAACCCUCGCAAGAUGGCGAGCGGCUCAAAGUGGCGAAGGUAUCAGAAAAGAGCAAGAAAGAAGACCUUACCUCGCCUCGGAAUGUAGAGAUUUGCGCAAGGCUGAGAAAUGGCGGAUGCAAAUCAUUAGGGAGGUUGCUAAGAAAGUGGCUCAAAUUCAAAAUGCCGGCCUCGGUGAAUUUCGUAUAAGGGAUUUGAAUGAUGAGAUCAAUAAAUUGCUGCGAGAGAAGCGACACUGGGAGGCACAAAUUAAAGAACUCGGAGGUCCGGAUUAUUCGCGAGUUGGUCCGCGGAUGUUGGACCACGAAGGUCGGGAGGUGCCUGGCAAUCGCGGAUAUAAGUAUUUUGGCGCGGCUAAGGAACUCCCCGGGGUUCGCGAGUUAUUUGAACAGGAGCCACCACCCCCACCAAGGAAAACACGUGCCGAGCUGAUGAAGGACAUCGAUGCAGAUUAUUAUGGGUAUAGGGAUGACGAUGACGGUAUUCUGCUACCACUGGAACAACGAGCGGAGAAGGAAGCUAGGGAAAAGGUGCAAAAGGAAUGGCAGGAUGUUAAGAGCAACAACAAAUUAAAUGCCAAAGACGAUGAGGUGGAACCGACAUCUCAGAGGAAUAUACCAUCACAGGCGGACAUACAGGAAGCAUUGCUUGCGCGAAAAAAACAAGAACUAAUAGAAAAAUAUGCGGUUUGAUCAUUUCUUUUAUUACAAGCCUACGGAAAUAUUAACAAUUGCCAAUUUCCUUAUUCUCAUCGAUGUUGUGGCAUUGCCAUUUUCGAUGUAAUAAUCAAUCUGGAGUAAACUUUUAUAAAACGCGAUUUGAACAA